This is a messenger RNA of Marasmius oreades (fairy-ring Marasmius), 1894 nucleotides long. RefSeq lists its product as uncharacterized. The transcript is spliced from 3 exons. Lineage: Eukaryota; Fungi; Basidiomycota; Agaricomycetes; Agaricales; Marasmiaceae. The record is from RefSeq and is a predicted model, not a curated record. Bases 365 to 1894 code for a protein of 509 amino acids.
CCUUACCUGACGAUGGCAAACAUGUACAGGCCUGCUUUGACGCUACCAUGUUCACUCUACAAAAUCACUCAACCCACAAUUUGACGGUGAUGCUCUACGUCACUGGCGCGCCAUUCGUGUACCAAUCCUGCCAACAAAGAAAUGUCUCAAACGACCUCUCAUUCCUUCACUCAUGGCGAAGAUAGCUGUCGUCAACGAUUUCGUAUUCUGUCUUACUCACGGUAGUGAGGUCUGCAAUAAAUGCUACUUUGAUCAUAGAACGACCAACAAUCAGCGGAUGAAGAAGCAACUCUCCAAGGCAUUCCCGAAGCUAUCCGAACAGGACCUCUUGGUGCGUUUACUGGUAUGAAUUUCUUGUCUUGGCAUGUUACUCGAGCUUUCAAUCCAGGAUCGUCCACCUCUAAGUAAUGCACUCGUCCUUGCACUCGAUUCCGGAAAAAAGGAUCCCAGCGGUCUGAUUUUGUAUCAGUGCAGAUUGCAUAACACGACGAAUUGUAAGACAUGCUUUGACUGGAUCAAUCUCGCAAUAGCAAAUCUCAAGAAAGCCUCAACACGCGGCAAUGUCAUCGCUAUCGAAGCUACACGAGAGGAGAAAUUGGGCUUUCUUUCAUCCAUGGGGGUCGAACUUUCACCAAACACACGCCUACCGGAAGAAGCUGUUGACAAACGGCUGAGAGGGGCGAUAGAUGGGGCUCAAUACUUUUACAGUGUCAUCGAUGAGGUUCCUGUAAACCCCGCUUCCUUUCCUAUGUGGUCAAAAACGGAUCCUGAAAACAAACCUCUCGUACUGGCCGUGCGCCGUGGCAAUUUCGCCGAGGUCACAGCGAUGUUGAAGGCACGCGGUGAAAACCCCUUUCCGCUGUACCAGAAUGCAUUUAUGGACGUUCGGCAGACUUUGAUGACUCUGGGGAAACAUUUUGACGACGGUCACCCCGAGGCGGUCCUUCAGGACAAAGGCCAUGAUUAUGCCAUCUGUAUGCGAGUGUUGGAAGUACGAAAAGUCGCUCUAGAUGUGCCUAUGUUUGUGGUAACAUACGGUCGUGGAGCCCACAAUCAGCCUCUAAGCCCCACCUUUGGAUGGAUAUCAGAUGUUAUUGCCCGUAGUCAGAGCAACAGUACCAAAAUUGGAUUCCCGCAAAUCAUUUCUACUCCAGAGGAGCAAAACCUUCUACUUAGCAUCCUUCAAGUCAAUUCAAAGCGUCUCUCUGCUGACUAUGUCCCCGACCUUCGCAAAACUGAAAAGCGCUUUAUGGUUUCCUUCUUCCUCCCUAUCGGUCCCCUUUCUCAGCUGGAUAUCGGAAAGUUGGCGAACUGUUCGGGCUGCAUCGUUUGCGGAAACAAGACUAUAAGCAAGUGUUCGGGCUGUCUUUCUGUUGAAUAUUGCGGACGUGAUUGUCAAAAGUUGCACUGGAAAGAGCACAAACCUAUGUGCGUGUCCUUGAAAGGGGGAACGUGGCAUACAGUUACCGUGUCUACCGAGGCUCCGGAGAUCCGCAUAGCUUCUUUGCUCGAGGGCAAACCUCUGGUAGCGAACUAUCUCAACAACCAGAACCCUUUCCAUCCCAGCGCCUACAAAUCUAAAACAGAAGUUCAGUCGGCAGAUCCUACAUCCCUCCCUCCGAAUAUCCAUGGAGACCGCCCUUUCCUUGUCAAGAUACAGUGUCCUUUUAAUCCUGUAUUGCGGUCACUUGGGGGAUCUAUGUUGAUUUAUGAUAGGCAGCGGAGCUUCCACGCACAUUUCAGUGCGGCUGACGACCAGGCCACGUAUGAUGAAGCUAUGAAGCAGCCCGGGAUGGCGACGCAGCUCAAGAUCUACCGGUGGGCGAAGCGUGUCGGGGAUUGUCAGUUGAGUAUAUGCUUUGAUCGGCCCCCGUCGAAGGAUCCGCUGUGGUGA